Molecule: messenger RNA, 2071 nt
Organism: Cylas formicarius (sweet potato weevil)
Lineage: Eukaryota; Metazoa; Arthropoda; Insecta; Coleoptera; Brentidae
Product: histone deacetylase 8-like
Exons: 7
Coding region: 16-1194 (392 amino acids)
Molecular function (GO): histone deacetylase activity
Source: RefSeq, a predicted model, not a curated record
CCAUUGCUAUUUAUAAUGUUGAAAAACAAAGUUGUCUAUAUUCACAGUGAAGAAUUAAUAUCACAUUGCAAUAAAUUACCACAAUUACCAAAUAGAGCAUCGAUCGUUCAAGAUUUGAUAAACAGUUACGAACUACUAACCCACGACAACCUAGUGGUUGUUCAAUGCGAAAAAGCAACUGAAGAACAACUAAAGUCUUUCCACUCAACGGAUUACAUAGACUUCCUAAAAUCUUUGAAUUGUGACGACGUCGAGCUUUUCGAAAUCGUCGAAAAACAUGAGGAGUACGGUCUCGGUUACGACUGUCCGCUUGUAGAAAACAUUUACGAUUUUGUGCAAACUGUUGCGGGUAGUUCAGUAGCUGCCGCGCGUUUACUGGCUGCUAAGAAGUGCGAAAUUGUGAUCAAUUGGUUCGGGGGUUGGCACCACGCACAAAGGGCAUCUGCAGAGGGAUUUUGUUAUGUAAAUGAUAUAGUGAUAGCUAUACAGAUUCUUUCAAAAGCUUUUGACAGAAUCCUUUAUUUGGAUUUAGAUAUCCAUCAUGGAAAUGGUGUUGAGAAUGCAUUUCAAUGUAGCAAAAAAAUUUUGACACUUUCUUUCCACAAAUGCAGUCCAGGGUUUUACCCGGGCACAGGUUCUUUGAAUGAAGUCGGAUUAGGCAAGGGUAAAUAUUAUUCCAUCAACGUACCGCUGAAGGAAGGUGUGUCAGAUGAAACCUACCUCGCAGCUUUCAAUGCAAUCUUUCCUAUAGUUUUAGAUAGUUUUAAACCGUCCUUGAUAGUAGUUCAGUGUGGAGCAGACGGUUUAAACGGCGAUCCUAUCGGGCAAUGUAAUUUAACAAUAAAAAGCUUGGGUCGGUGCGUCGACACUGUUUUGAAGUCUCAACUACCCGCACUGUUUCUUGGAGGUGGCGGUUACAAUUUUGCCAACACGGCGCGCCUGUGGACUUACCUAACAGCUCUCAUCAUCGGGAAAGAUAUAGACCCAGAUGUACCUGAUAGGAGCGAGUAUUUCAGUAUUUACGGGCCCACAUUUGAAUUGCAGAUCGAGAAAGGGCAACGGAGAGACUGCAAUGACGAAAAAUACUUGAGCAAUGUCGUUGGUGCGAUCGGAGAUUAUUGCGGUUUCAUAUCGAAGCACAUGUCAUCGAAAUUUCCAAGAAUAGUUAACUCCAAAUUGACCAAACCGCCGUAAAUAUUUCUCAACACGAGUGGUUCGAACAUAAAUAAAAAGUUCUAUUUCUAUGAAAUUCUUUUUUCAUUUCAACGUCAAUCAUCGAUCCCAGUCAAGUACGAGUGUAGCACGUCAGAACUAUUAAAAAAAUUGAGAAAAUAAUACGAGGGUUUUGGUGGUUUUCUUUGUAACACACGAUCUGUAAACAUCCCGGCAAAUUAAACGAAUUAUUUAUGUGUUAAUAAAAAAAAACACAAACAUUUUCCAGGGGUCAAAUAAAAUUUAAAAAAAGUCGCCGGAAGGGAAAACUGAAAAUCAAGUACGCGCAAUCCGGAAAAUAUCGCGAAGCGAUGGAGUUGAUAAAAUGUCUUGUAGGUGGUUAAUGUGAAACGGAAAACAAAGUUGGGCAUCCAAACCGAAGCGAAAAAGAAUAAUAUGCACACCAGAACAACUGCGCCAAACUACGUACUGCUAGUGCACAAGCGUUUUAUUUACGUCAGAAUCACAGACCACUAAAAAUACAUUAAACAAAGGAAGUAUCUUCGAAAAACGGAAAAACCGACACCCCAAUCUCACGAGUAACUUGCUAUAUCUCUCAUUAUCGCACGCACGUCAAUUAGCGUUUGGUUGCUGUUUAGUGGUCUGUGGUUGCAAUCACUAAGGCGGCGAACGGUUAUAUGCUGGGACAUGUGUCUAUUUACAUAACCUCAAAGCUUCGAGGGUAUACAAAGUUCGCCAAUUUGCACGCGCUUUAUUGAUUGUACACAUGAACUGCCAGCUGGAUUACAAAUCGAAAAUAAAUAGCAAUACUCCAGCAACCGUCCGCCGCUGCGGAAAACCCGACAAAAUCCGCCGAGUUUUGGCGAACGGGAGGCAAUAUUCUACAAGCGCACACGCA